AUGGAGAAUGAGAAGGAUGAUGCUAAGGCUUUGUUUCUGUUGCAACAAGCUAUUAGUGAAACAAUUUUCCAUCGGAUUGUGAGGUUUAAUACUGCUAAAGAAGCAUGGAUACACAUUAAGAAUGAAAAUCAAGGCACUUCCAAGAUGGUUUCUAUGAGGCAGCAAACACUAAGGCAAAAGUUUGACUUGUUACAAAUGAAAGAGGAGGAAAUAAUUCAAGACUAUAUCACUAGAGUUUUGGUGAUUGUCAAUCAAAUUAGAGGCAUGGGUGUGGAUUUGGCAGAUGCAGAUGUGGUUUCAAAGGUUAUAAGGAGUUUGUCUUCAAAAUUUGUGCAUGCAGUUACAUCAAUUGAAGAAGCAAGGGAGAUAUCAACUUUAACUUUGGAAGAUUUGAGUAGUUCUCUGCAAGCCCAUGAAGAAAGAUAUAAUCAAUUUCUUGAAAAGCAAGUGGAGAGAGCCUUUGUUAUGAGAGGAGGAGCAAGUAGUGGAAGGAAUUAUUCUAGAGGUAGAGGAAGAAGCUGGAGAGGAAGAGGUAGAGGUUUUGAUGAUCAGAGGAGUGGCAAUGUUGGUAUACAGAAUGAAACAAGACAACAAGGUGAUACUAGUGGUGGUUUAUGGCAGUCAUGA
Dioscorea cayenensis subsp. rotundata (Guinea yam) is the source of this 627-nucleotide messenger RNA. RefSeq lists its product as uncharacterized. The record is from RefSeq and is a predicted model, not a curated record. The transcript has a single exon. Bases 1 to 627 code for a protein of 208 amino acids. Lineage: Eukaryota; Viridiplantae; Streptophyta; Magnoliopsida; Dioscoreales; Dioscoreaceae.